AGGAGGUGGUGGCCAAUUGCCCCGUGCUAUGCGCCACUGCGGAGAAAGACGAAGAAGAAGAAGAAGAAGGAGGACGCUAGAACUUUCCAUUGAUCCAGUGGAUAGGGACAUUUGCAGAAGGCCUUUGUCGGAACAAAAACUACAAAUGGAUUCCUAUCCCUCUCCGACCUCUGGGGUGAGCUGCAACCCAUCGGGAUUCGAGGAGGCGCAAGAAAGAGUCAAAAGCUUCCAGAAGCUCGUGAAGACAGCGACGUUCAUCGUUGCCGCAUCUGUUGUGGUACUAGCCACGUGGUAUUUCAUUGAUCAAUCACAAACAUCAGUCACAACAACCCACACCAACGCGACAACGCUGCACACAACAAAAGACAGGAAGACGUGGCGCACGACUCCGAUCAAUAAUCACGAAUCUACGGGCGAGAAUAAGGACCAUACGAGGCCUGAAAAUGUGUGUGACACUGAGGACUGUCAUUUCAUGCGUCGCUUGAUUGACCUGUCUGUCGACAAAAGGCUUAAUCCCUGUGACAACUUUUUCACAUACGUUUGCAACGGUGCCGUUCGCAGUAUGCACGGUCUGGCUAACGGAUUUAGCAUAUACGUACACGAGAAUCUACAUAAGAGUGCGGAACAAUGGAUGAUCAACGGAAUAAUAGGACCAGGGAAACAAAGUGGAUACCAGAAAGUACUCGCUUUUUAUGCCUCCUGCGUCGAUACAAGACAUGUGUCAUCAGAGAAAAACUACGUGGAGACAUUUCUUAGGAAACGAAAGUUGGCGUUGAUCGAACGCUUAAAUUUUGACCCAUUGAAGAAGGAAAUAGAAUUCAUGUUGAUUGGGUUACCGGUAUUGUUUGAAUAUAAUAUGGUGUCUUACAGUCCGGCCGGUCAAGCCUAUAUUUUAUUGGAAUAUAAAGGGCGCGCGGCUAAGACUGUGGCAGGCGAGGCACGUCCUGUGGAUGAACGAAAAUCCAUUGUGGAAAACAUUUUAAAAUUUGUGUUUUCUGUUGACGCUAUAGACGAACACACUUUAAAUUCUAUUCUGGAGGCCGAAGACAAAAUAUCGCAGCUGACGGAAGAAGAAACAGAGUCAGCGUUUAUCACGUUUCCAAUGUCUCAAGUAGGAUUCACAGAAGGCAGUGAUGAACGCAUGUCAUCACGGUGGAUUCAAGCACUGGAAGAACACAGAUCUUUGCUCGGUGACAUUGAUACGAUUACCCUUCAGAUGCGAAGGUCUCACGUUGCCCUUCUUCACAACGUCUUCGGGAGCACUCCUCUUAUCAAUAAGCAUCUUCUGCAAACGUUAUUUGCCUGGAUAAUAACUUACGAACUGUAUGAGCUGUCUGGUUUUCUGGACUCAGCAAGACAACCUCACACUGUCCGGGCGUGGUGCUACGAAUCCGCUAAGAGGACCUUCCCGUCGGUGGCGACUCUCAAAGUGUUGCAUGAAAUCGUCAAUCAAUCCAGAGUGGACGCUGUCAGAGAAAUGGCUGAUUACAUUUUCAAAGAAAUUGCUGCGUCACUUAAGACGUCCCAGUGGCUAGACAAUCCUACGAGGGAAGCAGCACUAAAAAAACUAUCACUGACGUCAAGAAUAAUCGGCUACCCGUUUAAUUUGUCGUCAAGAGAAGCGGUCGAUAGGUAUCUGGAGCCAAUGCAGGACUUGACGCCGGACAAUUACGCAAAAAACGUUGUGCUGACAAGACAAGGUAGAGCUCGAAUAUUCUGGAAACGUUUUCGACAGCAGGACGGUUACAUUAAUGCGAUAAACACUGUAUUGGACUUGAUAGGCGUUAAUCAAAUUGUGAAUGCCUUCAAUCUCGCUCAAUACAACGCAAUUGUCAUACCUGCACCCUUUAUGUACGCACCAUUCUUCAUAUUCCAUGGGCCUCCAGAAGUGAACUACGCGGGUCUUGGAACAACUAUUGGCCACGAAAUUAUGCACAGCUAUGACAACGAACGUAUGUUUUCCGACAACAGCACCGAGGGAGUCACAAAGAAUAGCUUGGCUGCGUACAAGAAAUUAGUCGGAUGUCUCCAGUCGGUUAUCAACAAAGCACCCAGAGCCAGAACGUUCGAGGAACGUGAGAAGGAAUACCUCGCCGACGCGUUGGGAAUACAAUCACUUGGCAUGGAGCAUGGAGAAAAGCAGCUGAAAGCACAAGCGUCACACUUGGAUAUGUUAGAGGCUUCACGAGAGACCAAUUGUUCUAUGUGUCCUAUGCCAUUAAAUGGUGUGGCAUUUUAAGCUUAAAUGUUUUCAAAACCCACCCCGACCUUGACGAAAGGUGCAACGUCCAACUGAUGAACUCUGACCACUUCAGUCGAGAGUCUCUGACCACUUCACUGCCCACCUGGGUCAGCCAUGAAUCCGACAGAAAUGUCGCUUUUGGUAGAGAAUGGUUUAUGGCAAAUGGUGGUUUCUCACUUCAUUUCCCGCAGUGUUAUAUGGCUUCGUUUUCCUUAUAGCAUAUCCGUCACGUAAUUCCUUAUCUGAACAAUGAUACAUGCUCUCUAUGCAUUAUUCCUAUAGUAAUAAACUACAAAGAGUUUUGUAUGUGCAUAUUGUA
Messenger RNA from Ornithodoros turicata, 2561 nucleotides. Its product is annotated as endothelin-converting enzyme-like 1. Bases 29 to 2239 code for a protein of 736 amino acids. Gene Ontology annotation, biological process: protein processing. Lineage: Eukaryota; Metazoa; Arthropoda; Arachnida; Ixodida; Argasidae. The record is from RefSeq and is a predicted model, not a curated record. Gene Ontology annotation, cellular component: plasma membrane. The transcript is spliced from 2 exons. Gene Ontology annotation, molecular function: metalloendopeptidase activity.